AUGACUAUGCUCACUUUUCGUAAUGUCUGCUCAGUACCCAGCUCCUUCCAGCUGACUGGCAUCCCAGGGCUGGAGUCCCUGCACAUCUGGCUCUCCAUCCCCUUUGGCUCCAUGUACUUUGUGGCCGUGGUGGGGAACGUCACCAUCCUGGCUGUGAUAAGGGUGGAACGUAGCCUUCACCAGCCCAUGUACUUCUUCCUGAGCAUGUUGGCUGUCAUUGACCUGGUUCUGUCCACUUCCACCAUGCCCAAACUGCUGGGAAUCUUCUGGUUUGGUGCUGGUGACAUUGGCUUGGAUGCUUGCUUGGCCCAAAUGUUUCUCAUCCACUGCUUUGCCACAGUUGAGUCAGGCAUCUUCCUCGCCAUGGCCUUUGACCGCUAUGUAGCCAUCUGCAACCCACUGCAUCAUACCACAGUGCUCAGUCCUACUAUGGUGGGACGUUUGGGGCUGGCUGCCCUCCUCCGAGGUAUACUCUACAUUGGACCUCUGCCUCUGAUGAUCCGUUUGCGGCUGCCCCUUUACAAAGCCCGUGUCAUUUUGCACUCCUAUUGUGAGCACAUGGCUGUUGUCUCCUUGGCAUGUGGUGACAGCAGGGUGAAUAAUGUCUAUGGGCUGAGCAUUGGUUUUCUGGUGCUGAUCCUGGAUUCAAUGGCAAUUGCUGCUUCUUAUGUGAUGAUUUUUAGGACUGUAAUGGGGCUGGCCACCCCUGAGGCCAGACUUAAAACCCUGGGGACCUGUGGUUCUCACAUCUGUGCAAUUCUGAUCUUUUAUGUUCCCAUUGCCGUUUCCUCCCUUAUUCACCGAUUUGGGCACCAAGUGCCUCCUCCAAUCCAUACUCUGUUGGCCAACUUCUACCUCCUCAUUCCUCCAAUCCUCAAUCCCAUUGUCUAUGCUGUCCGCACCAAGCAGAUCCGAGAGCGUCUCCUCCAAGUCCUGAAGAUAGAAACUAAGAUUAGAUGA
Messenger RNA from Artibeus jamaicensis (Jamaican fruit-eating bat), 960 nucleotides. RefSeq names its product olfactory receptor 52M1. The transcript has a single exon. Gene Ontology annotation, molecular function: olfactory receptor activity; G protein-coupled receptor activity. Gene Ontology annotation, cellular component: membrane. Gene Ontology annotation, biological process: G protein-coupled receptor signaling pathway. The coding region runs from base 1 to 960 and encodes 319 amino acids. Lineage: Eukaryota; Metazoa; Chordata; Mammalia; Chiroptera; Phyllostomidae. The record is from RefSeq and is a predicted model, not a curated record.